CCUUUCAAAACGAAGUAGGUUCCCGCCUGCUGCCAGUGCCCUGUUCUUCUGUACAACGUGUUCUCCUUCUUCACGUUGCGAAUCUCUCUGGAUGGUUACCGACUAUUGAACCAAGAAAUUCAACGUUCCACAAUCAUCCAUUUCCCUGCCUGAGCUGCCCCCAAUCGCUAGCCUCGAUCAGACGUGCUCGUCGGACCCUCAGCAGACUUGCAGCAAAAUAUCAAGGCGUCACAGCCUGCACCUAGAUUAGACAACAAAGCAGACAGCUUGUCAAUAGCCUAUCGAGCCCCUACGUCAUCGUAGUCCCGCUUCCGGGACUCCUAAGACGUCAUUCAGGCACCUCCCACGUGGUAGAUCCUAUUAUUCGGAACCUUCAUCAUGCCGUCACGAAACGAACGCCACCAUAAGGCGUCGGCCGUUCACGACGACGCCGAGCCUUACUAUGAUGACCGCUUUUACGAUCGCCCGAGAGGGUCACGCCGCAUCUCCCGCAGCGUCAACGAUGCGGGUGGGGCAGGGCACCACCGAAGCAGGCGACACACUCCCAGCCCCGUCCGUCCUAGCCGCGGCCGGUCCGAGGACCACAGACACAACCGGCCUCCGGCCCGUCGGUAUGACGAUUACUCCGAUUACUCCGCCAGCGAGGAUGACCGGCACCGUCGGCGGGGACACGGUAAAAGCAGCCGACGAAAAGAGGACAAGACAUCUGGAUCCUCGAAAAGCGUGCAGAAUCGCGAGGCGGAUAAAGCGGCUAUACUGCAGGCGGCUGCAAGUGCUGCCGUUGUGGCUGGCGCGGCGGAGGCUUGGAGGAUGAGGAAGGAGAAGACAUCAUGGUCAAAGAAGGGAACAAGGAUGGCAACCGCCGCAGCUGGUGCCGCGGCCAUUGCGGCAUUCAACAACAGCGCCAACGGAUCGCACGGAGGCAAAGGCUCAAGCGGGAGCAAGAAGGAUGCCUUGCAGGCCACGAUUGGUGGCUUGUUGGUCAACCGUCUGACCAACAGUAGACGGAAGUAAAACAUGUAGUUGGAAAGGGAGGACAUGGGCAACCAUGGGGAUGGACACGAGUAUAACGCGAAAAGCUCAUUUGUUCGGAUUGAACAAGAGCUAUGGAUUUAUGACUUCAUAUACAUGUACAGCGAAGAUAACUGGAU
Colletotrichum navitas is the source of this 1151-nucleotide messenger RNA. RefSeq lists its product as uncharacterized. Lineage: Eukaryota; Fungi; Ascomycota; Sordariomycetes; Glomerellales; Glomerellaceae. The transcript has a single exon. The coding region runs from base 379 to 1014 and encodes 211 amino acids. The record is from RefSeq and is a predicted model, not a curated record.